UUUAUUUAUUUCUACUCUCUAAACUGAAGGAGCCUACACAAAAUUUUCCAUACAUUGGAAAAUCCAGAUCUCUCUUCUUCAUUUCCUUUCUUAAUCAGCUUCGCUAUCUUCUGUGAACGAAUCAAUCUGCGCCAUCGGGGAAACGCUCUUACGCCGCCGGAUUCCGCCUUAUCCUGAAUUCGCCGGCGGAUAGAUUGGCGAUCCGCUCGAAAUGAGUAGCGGCGACCUCCUCCAAAUCGAACCCCUUGAACUUCAAUUCCCAUUCGAAUUGAAGAAGCAGAUCUCAUGUUCGAUGCAAUUGACGAACAAAUCCGAUAAUUAUGUCGCGUUUAAGGUGAAGACUACAAAUCCAAAGAAGUACUGCGUGAGGCCAAACACUGGAGUGGUGGUUCCUCACUCUGCUUGUGAUGUCACAGUUACAAUGCAAGCCCAAAAGGAGGCUCCACCGGACAUGCAAUGCAGGGAUAAAUUUCUCCUCCAGAGCGUGGUUGUGAAACCCGGAUCCACUGCCAAGGAUAUUACUGCUGAAAUGUUUAACAAAGAGUCAGGGAACCAUGUUGAAGAAUGCAAGUUGAAAGUUUCCUAUGUUCCGCCUCCGCAACCACCUUCACCAGUGCGAGAGGGGUCAGAGGAAGGCUCCUCCCCAAGGGCCUCUGUAUCAGACAACGGAACUGUGAACCAGACUUCUGAAUUUAAUGUUAUGUCAAAGGGGUUUGAGCGACAGGAGAGCACAUCUGAGGUUAAGGCCCUGAUUUCUAGGCUGAAUGAGGAGAAACAUUCUGCUAUCCAGCAAAAUAACAAGCUUCAGCAAGAACUGGAGCUAUUGAAGCGUCAAAGUAACAGAAGCCGUGGUGGCAUCCCGUUCAUGUAUGUCAUUAUUGUUGGCUUUAUAGGCAUCCUACUGGGUUAUCUCUUGAAGAGAACAUGACCAGUGGAACUUGGUCUGGCUCGUGUUUUGAAAUCUCCGUCGGCGCUUGUUAAAAAGAAUUAGGACUUUUGAAGAAAAUUUGUGACUGGAAAGAGCUCUGUAUUCGACUUAGCUGCUUGUUUGACUGUAGAAAAUACGCCUAAAUGGGUUUGGUGGUUUUGUAAUUGCUUGGAAAUGCAUUCAUUGUGUGACUAAUUUCUUAACUUCCUUUUAACUAUGUAACUUAAGGAAAUCCAUAUUUUUACGAAAUCAUGUCAUUUUUUGUUCUCCCCCUA
Molecule: messenger RNA, 1203 nt
Organism: Sesamum indicum (sesame)
Lineage: Eukaryota; Viridiplantae; Streptophyta; Magnoliopsida; Lamiales; Pedaliaceae
Gene: VAP27-1
Product: vesicle associated protein
Biological process (GO): endoplasmic reticulum membrane organization
Cellular component (GO): endoplasmic reticulum membrane; plasma membrane
Source: RefSeq, a predicted model, not a curated record